UAAUUCAAUAUUUUUCUUUUGACAGCGGAUACAUGACACUAGAGUACGCAAUGGAGGGAAUAUUUUCAGUAAAAUCUGAUGUCUACAGUUUUGGAGUUCUAAUGUUAGAAAUCAUAAGUGGCAGAAGAAACAGUGCUAGCUUCAAUCUCCCAGCACGCACCCAAGGCUUUUUACAAAAUGCAUGGCGACUAUGGAAUGAUGGCAAAGCACAAGAGUUGACAGAUAGAAACUUGAUCGGCAGUUGUUCUGUAAGAAAGGUUGCAAUAUGGAUUAACAUCGCAUUGUUGUGCGUUCAAGAAAACCCUGAUGAUCGGCCCUCGAUGUCAAAAGUUGCUUUCAUGCUUGGAGGCCAAUCAACAGAGAUUGCCAAGCCAUCUGAACCUCCAUUCUCUGUUGGUGGAUACCCCGUGUCCAAUCAAUGGUCAUCUACCGGGGAAGGAACAGAACCUGCAAGUAUAUCACUUACACUCCCACGAGAAUAGACUUGGACGGAUGGAGACUUAAUCCAUCCAAUUUAAAACCAAUUGGCAAUGAGUGGAGGGGCUUUUGAAGUAUAUUAACCAAGCUUGGAACAUGCGUA
This is a messenger RNA of Camellia sinensis, 580 nucleotides long. The record is from RefSeq and is a predicted model, not a curated record. NCBI's taxonomy places the organism in Eukaryota, Viridiplantae, Streptophyta, Magnoliopsida, Ericales, Theaceae.